This is a messenger RNA of Zophobas morio, 992 nucleotides long. RefSeq names its product juvenile hormone acid O-methyltransferase-like. The record is from RefSeq and is a predicted model, not a curated record. Lineage: Eukaryota; Metazoa; Arthropoda; Insecta; Coleoptera; Tenebrionidae. The coding region runs from base 96 to 929 and encodes 277 amino acids. The transcript is spliced from 3 exons.
CAGUUUGCAACGGUUACGUCACUUGUUGUUUAUCAGACGUGCAUUCUUAUCAGUGUCUAAUAAAAUUGCAGUGCAUUCCGUCGCGAACCACAAAAAUGAACGAAGACCCCUUUCUUUACUCAAAAAACUGUCAAAUGCAGCGAUUUGACGCCAAUUAUUUCCUCACCACUUACUUAAGUCAAGUCAACGUGAAAGGCAACGCUGCAGUUCUAGACGUGGGUGCUGGUGAUGGCUUAGUGACCCUUGAAGUGUUGCUUCCACGGUUGCCAAAUUUCAAAAAACUCGUGGUUUCCGAUAAAUCCAAAAAAAUGGUGGAUUUCGCUAAGAACAGGUUCCACGACGAGCGAAUCGAAACCAUUCAGAUGGACAUAGUCCACUCCAACAAAUCCUUCAAAGGCUAUUUCGAUCACAUUUUUUCGUUUUAUUGUUUGAAUAACGUUCCAGAGGAAAAAACACCAAAAGCCAUGAAAAAUAUUUUAGACAUGCUGAAACCCGGAGGAACUUUUUUGGCCACACUGAUCGUAAACUCGUCCUUUUUUGACAUUUGCGAAACUAUGGUCAAAGACAACAAGUGGCCAAAAGCUAUGGCGGACUACGCAAAGAGUUUUUCUCCGUAUCGUGGUUUGGACAACCCUGAAGACAAGCUCAGAUUGUUUUUGGAACACGCCGGUUUCGAUGUUCAAAUUUGCAAAUACGAGAAACGCGAAUUCAUCUAUGGUGGGUUAAAACAUUUUUUGGACUUUGGUUUGGCCGUGGUUCCUAUCCUGAAGGUGGAUUCGCAAGACGAGCGGACGAAAUUCGUUGCAGAUUUUAAAGAAACGAUCGAAAAUUGUAACGAGUUGCGCAUAGAAAAUAGUAGUGAAGGUGAAAAUGUGCAUUUUUUUUAUAGCGCUUUAGUGGCUUGUGCGUCAAAGCCUGUCCGAGUUUAAGUGGUUUGAAAGAUUUAUUGUUGUUGUUGUUGUUGUUACGAAUAAAAUUACGCAUUUUAUGAA